Lucilia sericata (common green bottle fly) is the source of this 6452-nucleotide messenger RNA. RefSeq names its product equilibrative nucleoside transporter 4 (gene Ent3). The transcript is spliced from 4 exons. Bases 54 to 2039 code for a protein of 661 amino acids. The record is from RefSeq and is a predicted model, not a curated record. NCBI's taxonomy places the organism in Eukaryota, Metazoa, Arthropoda, Insecta, Diptera, Calliphoridae. Gene Ontology annotation, molecular function: nucleoside transmembrane transporter activity; monoamine transmembrane transporter activity. Gene Ontology annotation, biological process: nucleoside transmembrane transport. Gene Ontology annotation, cellular component: plasma membrane.
AAAAACAACUUCCUUUAAGUUGUUUGUUUUGGUUUUCAACAAAUAAAUUCAAUAUGGAAUCUACACAGUCUACCACUUACGAACCGUUAGAAGGUCGUGGUUCCGGUAUACGUCACGAACCCAUGGAUAGUCCCGAGAAUGAUAUACGUGCUCCCACAGAUCAAAAACAUAAGGUUUAUUUGGCCAUGUUGGCAGCAGGCAUUGGUUUUGUUUUGCCCUACAAUAGUUUUAUAAUCGCCUCAGACUAUUGGCAGUCACGUUUUCCUGGACGCUCUGUGGCUUUGGACAUGUCAAUGACGUAUAUAAUAGUGGCCUUUGCUACCGUACUAUUGAACAAUGUUUUCCUUUCGUUGGCUCCAUUUCGGGUGCGUGUGAUGUUCGGUUAUAUUGUAUCCUUUACAACACUUGUCUUUGUGGCUGUGUGUGAGGUUGCCUGGCAUAUGUUUGCUGCCAAUACGGAGUAUUCAGUAAAUUUGGCAGCCGUAUCAUUGGUGGCUAUCGGUUGUACAGUACAACAAUCAAGUUUUUAUGGAUUUGCUAGCAUGUUUCCUAAACGUUAUACACAGGCUGUUAUGACUGGCGAAAGUUUGGCCGGAUUUCUGGUGUCUUCCAAUCGUGUCGGUACUAAACUAUUGAUACAAAACGAUCGUGUAUCGACGGUGAUUUUCUUUUUUACUUCAACACUUUACAUAUUGUUUAGUUAUUUGUUGCAUAUGGCCACUAUUAAUUCGCCAUUUGUACGGUAUCAUAUGAAGGCAUGUGCCAAAAUUGUUUUGCGUCCGGACGAAGAUCGUUUGAACGCCCUGGAUGGUUCAACACCCACAGCCAAAUAUGGAGUUUUAACACUGGAACCCAGUAGUCCUACAGUACCCAUAGCCACAAGCACCACACCAGCAGCUUUAAGCUUCAGUAAUCCCGUUUAUGAACUUUCCAAUCCGUCAGCCGGUGAAAGUGUUAUAGAGGGUCUUAAUAAUUUACCCGAUAUACCGGGUACUCCACAAGAACCUACCACGCCCACAACAGUAGCAUUCAAAGUAGAACAUGUUUUGACCCCGGGAACCUGUACACCUGGUAAAUUAAGUGAUUUAAAAACUGGUUUUGCUUCAAGAUGGCAAGUUGCACAAUCUAUUUAUCCCUAUAUGGUGUGUAUAGCAUUGGCCUAUUGUGUCACCCUUUCGCUGUAUCCUGGCAUAGAAUCGGAAAUAGUAUCUUGCAGUUUGGGUACAUGGAUGCCGGUUUUAUUAAUGUUUACAUUUAAUACCUCGGAUUUAAUAGGAAAAACUUUGGCUAUUGUACCAUAUCCUUGGUCACGUAGACAAUUGAUUUUAAUGUCGGGUUUAAGGAUAGUUUUGGUGCCUCUUUUACUGCUAUGCUGUGCACCCAGACAUCAGCCGGUUAUAUCGGGAGAAACGGCUGCUUUUAUUUUCACCAUAGCAUUGGGUGUUAGUAAUGGUUUGGCGGGUAGUUUACCCAUGAUGUUGGCACCAGCUAAAGUUAAUGCUACUUUAAGAGAGGUAACUGGUAAUAUGAUGACUCUCUCCUAUAAUGUGGGUCUUACCGUGGGUUCAUUUAUCGGUUAUGUUUUCGAAUCUAUGCUGGGGGCUCAAGUUACAAAUCCAUGUCCCAAGUAUCCCUAUAUAAUGGAUCAUCAUCCACACUAUCAAUACACUUCGACAAGUGCAACUAUAUUAAAUAAUACGGCAACCAUAGCCGCAGCUAUAUUGACUUCCACCCUAGCCACGCCUACAACAAGUACUGAAGCAACAACUGUUUUAACAACUAUGAACUCAACAACAUCGUUGUCACCAAUUGGUUCUAUAACCACAACUACAAUGGCUCCACCGCCAUCGGUAACAUCAACGGCCACUUUAGCCGUGGUGUCAACGGUUGCAGCCACAAUUGCCACUAUACCGGAAGUAGUGAAUACCGUGGUCAAUACUGUGGUAACAACGAUCAGUGAUUUAAGUUCGGAGUUAAUAAAUGGUGGCACAAGUACUGGUGAUCCUCAAACACCCAUGGAAUUAAUUGAAAAAAUUUAAACUAAUUAAGUUCACAGACAUAGUGAGCAUGUGUGAUAGUUAGUUAGAGAGUCAGAGACAAUGAGCGAAAAAGAGAGAUAGGAAAAGGUAUAGAAAGUGAAAAACAAAAUUAUUUUAUAAAAUUAUUUGUAAAAUGUCUGAGUCCAUGUUUUACUAAGUGCACGUUAAAGUGGUGGUGAGUUAAACAUGUACUAAACGUAUGUAUGUAAGUUUAAGUUUCCUCCAGAAUGUCUAAGGUCUUUUAAACAAAUCCAUACAUAUAGAAGAAGAAGUUAAAGAAAAAGUUGAUGCAUAUAUAAAAAUACCUUGGAUAUAUUUUGUAUUUUUUGGGUAUAAGUUUAGGGAUAAAAGUAAAAGUAAAACUGUAUGUGCAAGAUUAUUUAACAAAAUAUAAUGAAAAUUAUAGUUUUAAAUGAAUAAACAAAGAUAUUUUUUUAAAUAUUAAGAUUUUAGUAAAAAUUGCCCCCUCCUUAUACUCGAGAUAAAACUAUUUUGAAUCCCUGAAAAUUUUAAAUUGAAUAAGUAAUCAGUAGUAACAAUGUGAUCUUACAUACUACAUCCAAAACAUCCCAUUUAAGCUUUGAGAAUAGUUCAAAGUCAAUUUAUUUAAUAAUAAAGAAGAAUGUGAAGUAUUUGUGUUUAUAAAAUUUGCAUUGACUUGACUCGAGUGAGUCAAUAUUUUUAAUGGCCAAGGAUUUUAAGAAGAAUAAUUGUAAAUAGUUGCCUAAUACUAAAUCAAACAUUUUAAAGUCAUGAUAUUAUGUUUUUUUUUUUUUAGUUUUUAAUCAUAAGUAUUUGAUGUUAUAUUUAGUAGAAUUCUUUUAAAAUUAUUAAGUUCUGAAAAGAUAAUUUGUUGAUUUCAGUUUAGUCUAGCAUAUAAGAGAAAUCUCUUAAUAGAUGCAUUUAUUGAACCAUUACUCUGUACUUUUUUUCACUAGUUGUUUUGUGGUUUUAAGAAAUUUGGUCUAUAGACUUUAAAGCUAUAUGCUGGUCAAUAUGCUGGUCUAUAAGCUAAUCAAAAUACUGGUCUAUAAACUAGUCAAAAUAUUGAUCUAUAGACUAACCAAUAGACUGGCAUAAAUAGACUAUGAACUAAUCAAUAAAGGGAUCUUUAGACUAGUUUGAUCUAUACACUAUAUAAUACACUGAUUUCUAGACUGAUCUAUAGAAUAGUUAAUAGACUGAUCAUUCAGUAGAUUGGUCAUUAGACUGGUCUAUAGACUUUUCAGUAGACUCCUCUAUAGACUAGUCAAUGGGCUAGUCUAUAAACUAGUCCAAAUAUUGGUGUAUAGACUAACCAAUAGACUGAUAUACAUAUAUAGUCUACGACCUAAUCAAUAGACUGAUCUAUGGACCAGUCAAUAGAUUAAACUAUACACUAGUCAAUAGAUUGAUCAGUCAGUAGACUGGUUUAUAGAUUGGUCAACAGGCUGGUCUAUAAACAAAUCAAAAUACUGGUCUAUUUACUACUCCAAAUAUUGAUCUAUAGACUAACCAAUAGACUGUUAUAUAUGAUCUAUGAACUAAUCAAUAUACUGAUCUAUAGACAAGACAAUAAACUGAUCUAUAGAUUAGUCAAUAGACUGAUCUAUAAACUAGUCAAUAGACUGAUCUAUAGACUAGUCAAUGGACUGAUCUAUCGACUAGUCAAUUGACUUAUCUAUAGACCAGUCUGAUCUAUAACUAAGUCAAUAGACUGAUCUAUAGACUAAUCUCAAAUCGAAAUAUUAGAUAGACUAAGCUAUAGAUUAGACAUAGACUAAGCUAUAGAUUAGACUGAUCAAUAGAUUAGUCAAUAUAGAUUGAUUUAUAGACUAGUCAAUAGACUGAUCUAUAGACUAGUCAAUAGACUGAUCUCUAGACUAGUCAAUAAACUGAUCUUUAGACAAGACAAUAGACUGAUCUAUAGACUAGUCAGUAAUCCAAAUAUUGGUCCAUAGACUAUCUAUAGACCAGUCAAUAAAUUGAUUUAUAGACUAGCCAAUAAAAUCAUCUCUAGACUGAUCUAUAGACUUGUAAAUGGACUGAUCUAUAGACUACUUAAUAGACUGGUCAAUAAACUGAUAUCUAGACUGAUCUAUAGACUAGUCAAUAGACUGAUCUAUAGACAAGUCAAUAGACUGAUGUAAAGACUUGUCUAUAGACUAAACUAUAGAUUUGUCAUAGAAUGAUCUCUAGACUAGUCAAUAAACUGAUCUUAAAUGUCAAGAGACUGAUAUAUUGAUUAGUCAAUAGGCUGGUCUAUAAACUAAUCAAAAUAUUGAUCUAUAGACUAACAAAUAGACCGGUAUAUAAACGUAAAUAGACAGAUCUAUAGACCAGUCAAUAGACUGAUCAAUAGACUAGUCAAUAGACUGGUCUAUAUAUUUGUAAAUAAACUGAUCUAUAAAUAAGCCAAUAGACUAAUCAAAAUAUUGGUCCAUAGACUAAUCUAUAGAUUGGACUGAUCUAUGGACUAGUAAAUAGAUUGAUUUUAUAGACUACUUAAUAGAAUGAUCUCUAGACUGAUCUAUAGACUUGUCAAUAGACUGAUCUAUAGGCUAGUCAAUAGAUUAAUCUCUAGACUAUUCAACAUCCGAUCUAUAGACUAGUCAAUAGACUGAUUUAUGGACUAGACAAUAUACUGAUCUUUAGACUAGUCAAUAGACUGAUCUAUAAAUAAGCCAAUUGACUGUUCCAUAGACUUGUCACUAAUCAAAAUAUUGGUCAAUUGACUAAUUUAUAGAUUAGACUGAUCUAUAGACUAGUCAAUAGAUUGAUUUAUAGACUAGUCAAUAGAAUGAUCUCGAGACUAAUCUAUAGACUUGUCAGUAGACUGAUCUAUAAUCUACUCAGUAGACUAAUCUAUAGUCUUGUCAGUAGACUGAUCUAUAAUCUACUCAAUAGACUAAUCUAUAGAUUGAUCAAUAAACUGAUCUAUAAAUCAGUCAAUAGAUUAAUCUCUAGACUAGUCAAUAGACUGAUCUUUACACUAGUCAAUAGACUGAUAUAUAGACUAGUCAAAAGACUGAUCUAUAAUAGACAGAUCUAUAGACUAUAGAUCCAUAGACUAAUCUAUAGAUUAGUAAACCUAUAAUUUACUGAAAUAUUUUUAUGCAUCUGAAUAUUAAGAAAAUUUUGUACUAUAUCAAAAAUUCUGUAGUCCAUCUCUGAUUCGUGUUGUUAACAGAGAGUCAAACAUAUUUAUAUCUGUGUCAAAAAUUCCCCACAAUACUCGACGGUUAGGUCAACUUUGCCUAUUUUCAAUUCAAACACUUCAGAACGACUGAUAAUUAUAAUAUUUUGGAAUAUAUGAAUUCCUUCGUUUCUUUCUUUUCUUCCUGGUUCACUCGUUGUAACAGCAGUACAAUAUUAAGAAAUGGUUCAAUUUUUAAUAGUUGAAAUAUUAAGCCUAAGGUAUUCAUAUUGAUUUUUUUUAAUUUUAUUAUCAUUUCAUUUUAAACUGAAUCCACAUAUCAGUUUAUUUGUCAUACACUAACCUACGUAAAUCAUUCAAAAUUCUCAGAAUCACUUUAAGUUUUUGCAACAGUCACUAUAAAUUAAUACUCUUAAACUCAGUUCUACUUUAAAGUAAAACAUUAUUGAGAUACAACAAGAAUAAAAGAAAAAUAAAAUAUUUGUACUGGUAUUCAAAAUAGCAAUACUAAUAAUCGAAAAAAGAAAAAAAAAUAAAAUAAAAAGAAAUGUAAAGAUCAUUGCAAAGUUAAAAAAACAAUAAAAAUCAAAUUUAAAGAUUUAACCCACAGAUUAAUAAGAUUUUAUAAAAAUUUACAUAGCCUACAACUAGGCUAUUGGUAGGCCUUUAAAUAGGCAACACUUUUUAUACAAUCUGAUGGAUCUGUUUCAAAAAAAAUCUUUAAAAUCACAUUAUAUUUAAAUAUCAAUUAAGAAUAAAUAAGUUUUUGUAAGCAUUAAUGAAAUAUCUAUAAAUAUUUAUAGAAAUAUUACAAAAAAACAGGAAUAUGGGUGGUCAUUUUUAAACCAGUAAGAACAGACACAAAUUUUGUAAUGAUUAAAAAACAUUAUAAUUUUAUGCCAAUUUCUAUUUUUUUAAGCCUUAAAACUUAUAAAACUCAGUCCAAACUAAAGCUGUUGUAAAUAACCAAAUGUAAUUUGAAAGCAAACAAAUUUUAUUACUAUUUUUUUCAAAAAGCAUUAAAAACUAUUUUUAAAAAAAUUUUAGAUACAAAUUUUAGUUUAGAAAUUUUAAUUUUGAAAUUAAAAAAAAUAAUGAUAUAAUCCCCCUUAAAAAAAAGAAGAAAAUUAAUUGUUGAUUGCCAUUGUACUUAUAUUAUUAUAAAUUAUAUGUUGUAAUUGUGAUUUGAUAUCUAAGUUAAUUUUGUUUAGACAAACAAGCAGAUAUUUGUAAUGAAAAUUAUUAUUUAACAUUAAAAGACAACAAAAGAAAAAAAA